This is a messenger RNA of Acanthoscelides obtectus, 1174 nucleotides long. The record is from the annotation of a GenBank genome assembly. NCBI's taxonomy places the organism in Eukaryota, Metazoa, Arthropoda, Insecta, Coleoptera, Chrysomelidae.
GGAGCAAGGAAAACUCCUGUGAAGUGAACACUUGUGUGUGUUAGUUUAAAUAUUCAUUCACCUUUUGUGAUUUUUUCAAUGUCAUUUUAAUUUAUAGGUAUCCAGAAAACAGGCAACCUGGUCGUUUAAUGUUUUCCCAAAUUAAGAAAGAUCAAGUAGAAAAUGUAGAAUAAGGGAAAUCGCGAUACCUCAGAGUCAUGUAGAGUUCUAGAUCAGGAAGUUGAUGUUCACAAGGCUCGGGUUCAAAAAAUAUUGACCAAAUAUAAAUUUGGAACAUACAAGAUUGAAAUCGUACACCAUUUGUAUCCUGGUGAUGCAGAAUAACGUUAACUGUUUUCCAACUGGUAUUUGGAACAAAUUCGUAUAGAUAACAACUUUGCCAGAUCCAUAACGUGGUCCGACGAGGCGUACUUUUAGAGUAUUCUACUGGGACUUGUGUAUGUUGUUGCUGCUCGUCGCCAACUUGAUAAUACUACCAGUGGCAAUAAGUUUCUUCAAUGACGAUCUUAGUACCCGUUGGAUCGCGUUCAACUGUCUGUCCGAUACUAUAUUUUUAGUCGAUAUCGUUGUAAAUUUUAGAACCGGUAUUAUGCAGCAAGAUAACGCGGAACAAGUUAUUCUAGACCCGAAACUGAUAGCUAGGCACUACCUGAGGACGUGGUUUUUCCUCGAUCUAAUUUCGUCCAUACCCCUAGAUUAUAUAUUUUUAAUAUUUAACCAAUUCCAGGACUACGGCGACAGCUUCCAGAUCCUGCACGCAGGUCGUGCCCUGCGCAUCCUGCGUCUGGCCAAGCUGCUGUCGCUCGUACGACUGCUGCGACUCUCCAGAUUGGUGCGGUACGUCAGCCAAUGGGAGGAGGUGUAUAUCUUGCAGAAUCUCCAAAAAAAGCGUACAGAACGGAGGGGGCGGCUCAGUUCGGACAUCAACAAGUUUAAAAGCACCAAAAGCAAUCUCAUCUUUAAGUUUCUCAACAUGGCCAGCGUGUUUAUGCGGAUAUUCAACCUGAUCUGUAUGAUGCUGUUGAUUGGGCACUGGUCCGGUUGCUUGCAGUUCCUGGUCCCAAUGUUGCAGGGUUUCCCAGCCAAUUCGUGGGUCGCCAUCAACGAAUUACAGGUAAAGCAACGUAACGUCACACACUUAAUAUCUAGCAGCAGAGCUGUAAUUAGUGCUUAA